AUGUUAUUAGAUGUACGUGAGAACCUUUGUAUAUUAUUCUAUGUGUGGACAUUUGCUUUAACAACUGAAUCUGUAUUGAUGAUGACGAUAGUGUCAAUCGAUAGAUGCGCUAACGUCAAAUUUCCAUUCAAAUAUCACCUCUGGAUGACGAAAAGGAAAGCAAUUCUAGUCAUAUGUGCAACUUGGGUACUGAGCCUCUCAAUUAAUGUGGUAUUGUUUUUUGAAAACAAUUGGUCAGAAACUACAAUCUGUUCGUCUUACUUGGUCCUUACUAAAGGCCAAAGGUUAGCAAUAAUAAUAGUGUUUUUCCUCGUAACCGUAACUACUUUAAAUUGCUAUGGUUACAUAAUGUGUGUUACAAUAAAGCAAAGAAGAAGUAUUCAAGUGAUAAAUUUGGGUGAAAGUUCACUGACUAUAAAUAAUUCACGAAAAUCUGUCAAACUUUAUUUUAUUGUAUUUUCUAUGUUUUUAAUUUGUUGGUUGCCAUCGGCACUUUGUUCGGUCCUUAGUUUGUUUAGAUCCGACGAAAUGCCAUUACCGCAGUGGUUUAUUCACAUAUCCGUUUGUGUUGGACUUUUAAAUACAAGUUUAAAUUUUCUAGUGUAUGGAUGGCAGAAUAAGGACUUUCGAAAGGCAUACAAAAAGAUAAUUUGCAAGUAAAGAAAACUAGGAGACAAUUAUGUGGUGGCUAAACUUGAUUUUAUG
Messenger RNA from Patella vulgata (common limpet), 705 nucleotides. RefSeq names its product melatonin receptor type 1B-B-like. Gene Ontology annotation, molecular function: G protein-coupled receptor activity. NCBI's taxonomy places the organism in Eukaryota, Metazoa, Mollusca, Gastropoda, Patellidae. The transcript is spliced from 2 exons. Gene Ontology annotation, biological process: G protein-coupled receptor signaling pathway. The record is from RefSeq and is a predicted model, not a curated record. Bases 1 to 660 code for a protein of 219 amino acids. Gene Ontology annotation, cellular component: membrane.